CGCCUAAUGUGUACUCAGUGGGCGUGCCCUCGGCUCUCGCAGGCCGGAUGUUGAUGGGCGGGGCCGCAGACUGUCACCGGCAAGAUGGCGCAGCGCAGGGAGACACACGGGGAAGAUUCGGAUGACGCUCCAGAACUGGAUGACUGUGAGGAUGAAUACGGGGAUGACGCCGCCUGGGAUGACGAUGACUCGGGACUGCAGCAAGACGUGCGCUGCCUCUUCUGUGAGAGGAUUUUCCAUUCCCCAGAGGAGACUUUCCGUCAUUGCCAGGAGCUUCAUCACUUCAACAUCGGGCAGUUCAUGUCCGCACACGGUCUGGACUUCUACGGCUACAUAAAGUUCAUUAAUUUCGUCCGAUCCGUGAACUGUACAGCCGACAGUCUGCAGAACAUCGGCAGCGCGAAGCCUUGGGAUCGGGACGAGUUCUUCAAGCCGGUGGUUGAGGAUGACUUGCUGUUGCAGUACGAUGUGGAGAACAUGGACUGUGACAGCGGCGGGGCUCCGGACACAAACGCCGAACCCUCCGCACACCUCCGACUCCGGGAGGCCGAGAGCCGGGCGCAGGCAGCCGAGGAGAGAUUGGCCAACGCUCUGGAAGAGCUUCAGAAAAUGAGAGAACUUGCGCAGGAUUUUGUGAUGAACGCAGAUGUCGGAUGUGGUUCUUCUUCUUCCUCCGGGGCCAUCGCCGAUCUGGAUGAGAGCGAGGACUCCGCCUACUUCAGCUCCUACGGGCACUUCUCCAUACACGAGGAGAUGUUAAAGGACGCGGUCCGCACAGAGAGCUACAGGAACUUCAUCUACCAGAAUGGGGACAUCUUCAAGGACAAGGUGGUCCUGGAUGUCGGAUGCGGCACGGGGAUCCUAUCCAUGUUCGCGGCGAAGGCCGGCGCCAAGAAAGUGAUCGGCGUGGACCAGUCGGAAAUCCUCUACCAGGCCAUGGACAUUAUCCGGCUGAAUAAGUUGGAAGAUCGGAUCUCGCUGAUUAAAGGGCGGAUUGAGGAAAUUGAUUUGCCGGUGGAGAAGGUGGAUAUCAUUAUUUCGGAAUGGAUGGGCUACUUCCUCCUGUUCGAGUCCAUGCUGGAUUCCGUUAUUUAUGCCAGAGACAAGUUCCUGGCGCCCGGCGGAUCAG
Messenger RNA from Rana temporaria (common frog), 1129 nucleotides. It is a transcript of the gene PRMT3, whose product is annotated as protein arginine methyltransferase 3. Gene Ontology annotation, molecular function: protein-arginine N-methyltransferase activity. Gene Ontology annotation, biological process: peptidyl-arginine methylation. The record is from RefSeq and is a predicted model, not a curated record. NCBI's taxonomy places the organism in Eukaryota, Metazoa, Chordata, Amphibia, Anura, Ranidae. Gene Ontology annotation, cellular component: nucleus.